Messenger RNA from Suillus bovinus, 5213 nucleotides. RefSeq lists its product as uncharacterized. Bases 109 to 4782 code for a protein of 1557 amino acids. Gene Ontology annotation, biological process: positive regulation of GTPase activity; Ras protein signal transduction. The record is from RefSeq and is a predicted model, not a curated record. The transcript is spliced from 6 exons. Gene Ontology annotation, molecular function: guanyl-nucleotide exchange factor activity. Gene Ontology annotation, cellular component: plasma membrane. Lineage: Eukaryota; Fungi; Basidiomycota; Agaricomycetes; Boletales; Suillaceae.
CGGUGUCACUCUGCUUUUGUUUCUUCGAAGCCACUCAUGUCUUACUAACAGACAAUUACGACUACGACACCGACCACGACGACCACGACAGGGAGGGCGGGACUAAAUAUGAUAUCGGCGACGAGUAGCGCGACGACGGACUCAGAGAUACCCACAGACGAACUCUCACCAGCAAAUCUCUUGCUCCCGAUUCCCGCACCUUCUUUAAACAAUUCACAGUCUUCGUUCUCAUUCUCCCGCACAUCAGAUACCGAAUGGAACUCGCUCCCGCAGGAAGUAGCUUCAGCAGAUAUUUCAAUAGCUCCUGAUGGCAGCUUCGUUGAGACUUCAUGCGGCUCAGCUGCCAGAGAACUAAAGAGGCGCUACGACCAAUUUCUCGGUGUAGGUAAAGAUGUUCGUUCUCCAUAUGCCAUCACCGCCUUCGUCAAUCAGCACGGAAAGCAGAUGUAUCGUGUCAGUCGUCGCGAUGCGAUCGCUCCCGCCGCUGCAGCAGAGGAGGCAGAGAAAAUGACUCACAAGGUGUCCAUGUCCACUGAUGCCUCUCGUACUCGUGCCUCCAAAACCCGUUCCCGCAUGAGUUUCCUCAUCCAGAAUAAAGUAAAGUCCACUGCCCAUGAAUCUCAGUCUAGUUCCAUUAGCUCGCACCCGCGUAAGUUAGUACGAAGGACCCGCUCCAUUCCAGACAUGUUCGGCAUGGCUGCUAGCUCGUCUGCUACGGGCUCAUCUACACGACCCAACCCCACUGGUAGGACUCAUUCACACAGCGUCACUGGUGCAGAUAUGCCACGUCCACAGUCAACUGCACUUUUCCCCGAUUUGCCAAAACAGCCUACUGCAGACAUUUUUGCAGAGGUCAUGCAAUGGCCAAACGGCUCUGUGCCCCCCUCUCCAUUUUCGAGCUCUGGGUUUGAAAACCACACUUUACCAGGUCUCAUACCACAUCCAUUUGGACUCAGCGCCACUUUUGAAUCGCCUACUAGACCUUCUUCCCAUGGGUUUUUACCCAUGCCGCGCGCACUGCGGGAGAUGCAGUCGUUCGAGUCUGGUUUGACUGCGCGCGCAGGAGAUACCACACAACGAGCAGAUACCCCGGAUUCCAUCCUUCCCCUCCGUGUAUCACCCGACCUCAUCCAAGAUUAUUCUCCCUCCCCACCCCCAGGCAUCGUCCCACCCGACCCAGAACUCAUGCCACUUCCAGAAACGAGCAUGCAUUCCCGAUAUUCAACAGAGGUGUUCGAUGUUCUCCAGACUUACCGCGGUCUUCCACAGCUGGAUAGACUGUUUUCAGAUUCCGCAGGGGAGACGACUAUCAAAAUGUCUCUUCGCGCAGAGGAUAGCGCCGCGCCGCGUAAUGACCCCCGUUUUGUCCUCUGGGGGGAAAUACAUGUCUCUUCUGAUUUGGAUGGUGAUGAUGUUUCGGUGUCGCAGAGCAGUCGCGGUGGAAUGUCUUCUUCUUCUAAUUCUCGCAGGGGCCGUGGACCUAUAGAUGUGCCUGUAGUACGUGUCGAUGGAGAAAGCUUGACCACCAAGGUGCUCAUCGCAGCGACGAUCGAAAGAUGGAUUGCCCAGCUAACAAGCGAUCUUGACUAUGAUGAACUACUCAACUUCUUCCUCACCUACCGAACAUACAUAUCAGCCGUCGACCUCUGCCACCUCCUCAUCUGUCGUUUUCACUGGGCGCUGAGCGGCAAAGACGAUAUGGUACGGAAAAUCGUGCGCGUGCGGACAUUCGUAGCUAUCAGAUACUGGCUAUUGACGUUCUUCGUCAUGGAUUUUUUAUCGAACCGAGAGUUGAGGCUUUUGUUAGCGAGUUGGUUAAAUACCCUUGUGAAGGAUCCCAUUUUGAAGAAACAUCAGGAUGGUCUUAACAUCGUAAGGAAACUCAUUAAAGUUGUCAAAGACUGCAAGGAAGCCCAUACCCGCAGACACCGCUCUGGCUCCGUUUCUGCACGUCAAAGCCUAAACAUUCCCACCAGACCCCGACCCACGCAUGUCCUAGGCGAAAAAUUUGCAGAAGCCAUAUCCUCCAAACAGCAAGACGACUCUGAUGUAGAUCUCGAUUUUGCUCCCGACGAACCACCUACACAUCCCCAAUCUAUCUUCCAUGGCGACAACAGCACUGCGUUUUCGUUCAAUUCUGGCAGCGUGUCUUCUCCGCCCAGGGCUCCUGCGAUUUUGCAACAACCUUUGCAGAUGAACAUACUCCAGCAGAGUCGAGCUUCUAUCUCAGCGUCCUCUAAUGCAAGCGAUACCACUCCUACGAACAGCUCCCUUCCUCCCAUUGUAUUUCCCCAGAGUGCGAUCUCUCGUGCAUUCGUGAAGACAAUCGGGCGUUUGGGAAGAUGGAAAAGAGUGUUGAACUUGAGACAGACUGUGGAUACGGGCCUUGCAGUUCCUGCAAACGUUUCGGCAUUUGAUUUGGAGUUGAAUGCAACGGGGGAUUUGUUGAUGGUUAGGGGCGGUGUUGAGCAGUAUCUGAAGAUGAUUGAACCAAUGGGUCAGAGUGCGGUGGAGAGUGCGGUCAAAGGGCUUGAGGCGAAGUUGGACCUACCCUCACUGCAGACGCAAUUACGGGUUGUCAAGGAGGUGGAGGAAGAGGAGGAGCGGGAUAGUGUGGCAGUGGUUUCUCUGAGCGACAAGCCCGUUUCGAUACAGGAAAAACGCCAGUCCACGCAGGAGAAACACCAAUCAAUGCAGGAGAAACGUCAGUCCACACAGGAGAGACCCCAGUCUAUACAGGAGAGGCGCCUAUCCAUAUCGUCGGUCUCCCGCACGUCCACGCGCACACACUCAACAGACUCCUUCGGCUCAAUCUUAUCCUCACGAUCACGGAUCAAUCCCCUCGUCGCCCAAGUGCAGGCCCAGCCACCAUGGCGUUUCGACGUCGUUUCCAUUGACGACCUAGAUCUCUCAGAUACCUCUUCUGAGGCGCAUGGUGAGAAUCCACCUGUACCACCAGGUCUGCGUAAGCCCCCGCGUCGACUGCCUCUCCGGCGGGAUUUCGAGUUCAUACGUCGGUCUGUGGACAGCGUUUCCUCGUUGGGAUUCCGUUCUCGGGACUCGGUAGCCUCGGGUGGAUCUGCUGUGUCGUCUGCGUCUGUCGGAGCUGCAUUAGGGAAUGGUAUCCAGCAGUGGCAGGUGAACGCCCUCGUGGAUUCCUUGAGCGACGAGGAGGAUAAUGGGGGCGUCGAGGAGGCUCUGAGACGUCUUGAAGGGCAGAUCAAUCCUCAGAAGCGGAAAGAGAAAGCGAAGAAGGUGGAUGGGUGGGUACGUACGAUUCAGGAGCGGAUGGCUGUGGGUGAUUUUGGGGAUGAACAGCCGAGGUUUUUUGCGUUGGAUAGUGAGGAAGAGGAUGACGAGGAUGAUUAUGAGAUUGAUCAGCACGAGACUGGAGCAUCGAGGGUGGAUGAACAGAUUCUUGUAGGCACUGGGUCGCAGGUGACGAUUUCGGGGGCUACGACGACGACGACGACUACGGAUGACUACUUCGGCUUGGUGGGUUCGGAAUUGACGUCAGGGACGGUGGAAGCCGUGUUUGAAGGGUCGGGACCGACUUCGCCGCCCGUGAGGAUGAGCGACUUGAAACCUGCGCCUGAAGAUGCUGUUCCACUUGAGAUAUUGCAGAGCCGGGUACCUUCAAGACCGUCUACGUCCCAUGGCUCGCCUACACCAUCCCCCUUUAUAAUAACCUCUCCAUCCAAAUUCAUUUCUCCUGGUCGAAAGCAACACCGAAGCUGGAUCCUGAAUGUGUGCACUGACACGAUCGUACAACAUUUUUCGAUGAUCGACCGAGAGCUUUUCUUGGGGGUCAAGCCUGAAGAAUUGAUCAUGGACGAUUGGAUGUCGUGUCAGGAAGUGAACGUGCUGGAUUGGGCACAGUAUCUCAAGGACCGGGCGCGUUGGAAGGCUGAAUCACGGUGGAGCCAAAAGACGACUGCAUUGGCUGCUGUUCGAGGGCGGUUUAAUCUGCUUGCGAAUUUUGUGGUUGCCGAGAUCGUGAUGACGCAUCCGAGCGAUAGGGCGAUGUUGGUGGGCAAGUUUAUUCGUGUCGCUUUGAAAGCAUACGUCCAAAGUAAUUUCAAUACGUUGGCAGCUAUCAUCGCCGGUUUGCAAAACGAGUGGGUCGCGAAAGCUAUGCAUCGGCAUUGGGGACGAGUGAGGCUGUGGGAGAACGGGGUGUUCCAAAAGCUGAAGAAAUUUGUGUUACCGGACAAUGAUUUCAAGGCUAUGCGCGAUGCUAUCGCUACUAUGGCAGACCCGAAGACUCUGAGUGUGACGAAGCGGACGUCUACGGUCUUGAGCAGCAGCAGCACAGACCUACCCUCGGGGAAAUCAAAAGGUUCUAAUGAUGCCAAGACGCCAUCAGCCUGCGUCCCAUUUAUCGGGGUCUACCUCUCUCAACUAUACCGCUACAGCAGACUCCCAGAUCUAAUCGACCCAACCUCGCCUCACGACCCCGUCGGCAUCGACUCACAGACCGUCAAUUUCGAGUCUCCAGCCCACCCAGAGGUAUUCGAUUCGCUGACGCCUCUCCCGCCUUCGAUGCAGCUAGAGCCAUUGAUCAACGUUCAUAAGCAGCGGCUUAUUGCUGGCGUGAUCAAGGAUUUGGUUGGCGGGCAGCAUCUUGCAAGCAGGGUUCAAUAUCCGAUAGAUAAGAAGUUGUAUGGGAAGUGUCUUAGGAUAAGGGGGCUUGAUGGGGAGACGAUGCAGAUGGCGUAUAGUAUGUAUGCAGAGUCGGAGACAGGGGUGACGGUGCGUCCGACAGGGUUCAUGCCUUUGUAGAGUGUGUCAUGCUGGAUGUUAUUCCGCUAUGCUGGGAGGUGAUCACUGGUACUUUUGUUCUUCGACAUUUUUUUUAUUUGAUUUCAUGCGCAAUAUGGAUAUAUAGAGCCUGUUUUCAAUCUUUGUUGUAUUGACAAGAGUAAUGUAUGCAAUACGUAGUUGAGAUUAAGGUCCCCCGAGGAGCUGCCACUACUUUUGACGGCAAGCGAUUGAUCAGUCAUUCUGUUUCCAGUAUAUAUCCACUCGUUCAUCGCGCUUCCGAACGUGUAUGUAUGCCUGCAACCCGAUGCGUAUAUAUAAUUGGUUCCUCUGAAGUACAUGUCCGUCACGCUGUUUACUGUCCUCAGCUAUAAAUGAAAAUGCGAGACGAAAGAUUCUAGGUACUCGGGAAGACUGGACCUGAAAAUUUCGACCAUGAAGUACUCCAUACC